Molecule: messenger RNA, 1738 nt
Organism: Olea europaea var. sylvestris
Lineage: Eukaryota; Viridiplantae; Streptophyta; Magnoliopsida; Lamiales; Oleaceae
Product: phosphoglycerate kinase, cytosolic
Exons: 7
Coding region: 169-1374 (401 amino acids)
Biological process (GO): gluconeogenesis; glycolytic process
Cellular component (GO): cytosol
Molecular function (GO): ADP binding; phosphoglycerate kinase activity; ATP binding
Source: RefSeq, a predicted model, not a curated record
CGAAUGGAAAGUCGAAACCGCACCCAGGUUACGCACCCAGCGUUUUUUAGCUAAACCGCCUCAUCCUACGCCCUUUAUACAAUUCUCGAACCUUCCACUUCUACACGGUCUCAUUGCAUUUACACCUUUUUACUCGCACCUCGAUUUGCACACUUUUUUUGGGUAUAAAUGGCGACAAAGAAAAGCGUCGGAUCACUGAAGGAAGCAGAUCUGAAGGGGAAGAGGGUGUUCGUUAGAGUGGAUCUGAACGUUCCAUUGGACGAUAACUUCAACAUCACCGACGACAAUAGAAUUAGAGCCGCCGUCCCCACCAUCAAAUACUUGAUCGACUGUGGAGCUAAAGUCAUCCUUGCCUCUCACCUUGGGCGUCCGAAAGGUGUUAUGCCAAAGUUCAGUUUAAAGCCUCUUGUGCCCAGGCUCUCUGAACUACUUGAAGUUGAGGUCAAGAUGGCUAACGACUGCAUUGGUGAAGAAGUUGUGAAGUUGGUGAGUGAACUCCCAGGAGGAGGCGUUCUUCUCUUGGAGAAUGUUAGAUUUUACAAAGAAGAGGAAAAGAAUGAUCCUGAGUUUGCAAAGAAGCUUGCAUCCCUUGCAGACUUGUAUGUUAAUGAUGCCUUUGGAACCGCACAUAGAGCCCAUGCUUCGACAGAGGGAGUGACCAAGUACUUGAAACCUGCUGUUGCUGGAUUCCUUAUGCAGAAGGAGCUUGACUAUUUAGUUGGGGCUGUUUCCAACCCCAAGAAGCCAUUUGCUGCAAUUGUUGGUGGGUCAAAGGUAUCCACUAAAAUUGGAGUUAUCGAGUCACUGUUAGAGAAGGUAGACCUUCUCUUGCUGGGUGGAGGAAUGAUCUUUACUUUCUACAAAGCCCAAGGACAUGCUGUGGGGUCUUCACUUGUUGAGGAGGACAAGCUUGCUCUUGCAACUUCACUCAUGGAGAAAGCGAAGGCUAAAGGGGUAUCUUUAUUGUUACCUUCUGAUGUGGUUGCUGCCGACAAGUUUGCUGCUGAUGCUAAUUGCAAGGUUGUUCCUGCAUCUGGAAUCCCUGAUGGCUGGAUGGGAUUAGAUAUUGGACCCGAUUCUAUCAAAUCAUUUAGUGAAGCUUUAGAUACUACCAAAACCAUCAUUUGGAAUGGACCAAUGGGUGUUUUUGAGUUUGACAAGUUUGCGGCAGGAACUGAGGCCAUAGCCAAGAAAUUGGCAGAACUCAGUGGCAAGGGAGUGACGACCAUCAUUGGAGGAGGUGACUCUGUUGCUGCUGUUGAAAAGGUUGGGUUGGCGGACAAGAUGAGCCACAUUUCAACCGGAGGUGGUGCCAGCUUGGAGCUUCUUGAGGGGAAACAGCUGCCUGGAGUUCUUGCACUCGAUGAUGCUUAGGCAGAUUCUUCUUGCUGUUUUUCCACUUCGUCCAUCCUUCAAGUUGUCAUGUCUGGGUUUUUACCAGAUUGGAUGCCGAUAUAUGUAUGAACUGUCCUUGAAGAGCAGUAGAUCGGAUUUAAAUAAUUAGAACCAUGCCUAUCACAGUGUCACACUGUGUCAAAUGGCAAAUAACAAAUUUUCUGGGUUUUGAAGAAUGAAUUGAUGGGGGUUUUCUCCUUGUCUAGUUGUACGUAUGUAUUGGGAUGAAUGAACAACGAGCAAUAUUAUUUGUGAGGUUUUCAAUUAGUAAGUGUCAUAAAAGGGAAAAUGAAAUAUCUCCAGAGCAAGUUAUGUAUAUAUAAAAAGAAACUAUUUUCAAGUA